AUGUGUGUGUAUAUAUCCUUCUUCCGACUUAAUUUCCCGUCUGCUCGUUGUUUCUGGCGGUGAAUUUUUUUUUUUUUCUAAUAGUAUGUUAUCAACUUGUUGAAGUGUGUAAAUCCAUUGACACCGAUUUUUGGUCGAGCCAAAGAAGGAACCGAACCAGAUCUGAGAGUAAUUAUGCCUCGUAAGAAACCGUUCAGCGUUAAACAGAAGAAGAAACAACUUCAAGAUAAAAGAGAACGACAGAGAAGCCAGACAGAGCGCAAGGGGAAAUAUUAUAAUUCAACAUCUUCCGACUCGGAGCCACAAGCUCCACCUCGUGUGGCCAAGCUCAAUGAGCAGCCAAUCAAAUCAUCUGAUAUUAGAUCUAACAGGUACCGGUUGCAGUUUUUUCAAGAGUCUAAAGAAGAGAUUGAGAAAAACAAAAAACUAGCCAGGCAGCCAUACACUCCAGUGUCAGAGAAAGAUUUGGAAGUGGACCUUGAGACAAUUUAUUUACCCGGAUCUGUGCUGGACAUCCCCAAACGGCCACCGUGGGACUACAACCUAUCAAAAGAACAACUGGAUGCAAAAGAAGAAGAAUAUUUUAAGAAAUACCUUGAUAACAUUCAUUCCCAGUACAGUCCUAAAGAACUCAGUUAUUUUGAACUGAAUCUGGAGACAUGGCGACAACUGUGGAGAGUAUUGGAAAUGUCGGAUAUAAUACUCCUCAUCAUAGACAUAAGACAUCCUGCUGUUCACCUUUCGCCAGCAUUAUACGACCAUGUUAUCGACGACUUAGGAAAAUCUUUAAUCCUGAUCCUCAACAAGUUUGACCUUGUACCGCCAGCGCUUGUUAUCGCUUGGAAACACUAUUUUCAAGAGAAAUUUCCCAAAUUGCAUAUUGUGUGCUUUUCCUCAUUCCCAAACGGCAAAAAUAAUUCAAAGUUCCAAACAGCGGAUCCUGGUAAAGUUCUUCACAAACGGAAGAAAAGGGGGAAAUUCAGUGCUAUUGGUCCCUUAGCACUGUGGCACGCUUGUCAGAAUAUAGUAAAAGAUGAAGUUGACCUCUCGUCUUGGAAGAAGAAGAUUGAAGCUAACACUGGCUCAGAUGAAUCAGAUCUUGUCUCCACCGUCCACAAUGAUGUACUUGACACCACUUUCCAGAAACACGUUCGCUACAAAGAUGGUAUCGUUACUCUAGGAUGUAUUGGUUACCCCAAUGUAGGCAAAUCUUCUUUGAUGAAUGGACUGGUUGGCAAAAAGGUGGUCAGUGUCUCCCGAACACCAGGACACACCAAGCAUUUCCAGACCAUAUUCCUGACUUCUACUGUAAGACUCUGUGACUGUCCAGGUUUAGUGUUUCCAUCAAGGGUACCGAAACAACUGCAGAUCCUUUGUGGCAUUUACCCAAUAGCGCAGGUACGGGAACCUUACAGCCCCUUAAUGUACCUUGCUCAACGAGUUAACUUAGUGAAACUUCUGAAGCUGCAACACCCUAAUUCUGAAAGCAGUUGCCCUGAAUCUCAAAGUUGGUCAGCAUUUAACAUAUGUGAUGCUUUGGCUCUGAAACGAGGCUUCAUUACGGCUCGUACUGGCCGUCCCGACAUGUACCGUGCUGCCAACUAUUUACUACGAACCGCAGUUGAUGGUCAGCUUUGCCUGUGCUUUCGACCUCCUGACUACACUGAAAAUAAAGAUUUCUGGAAGAACCAUGCAGAAACCGAAGCGCUAAAAACUAUGCAAAGCCAACACCAUCAGCGGAGAAGAUCUUCAUCUUCAGAUUCUUCUGUUGUGUCAAAUAUUAGCAGUGAUGAUGAUCUUAGCUCUGAUGAAGGCGCCAAACAGUUGGAAAAACAACAGAGUCAUGUAUUGAAGAGCAGAUGCUUUGCCACUAAAAAGGAACUGGAGGGAGACAAAGAGAUCAGCCUUAUUUCUAAGAACCCUUUCUUAAAUCUAGAAUCAGACUAGAUUUUAAUAAUUUUGUUUCUUGUUAUGCUGAAGACGGCAUUUGAUUAAACUUAAAAA
Octopus sinensis (East Asian common octopus) is the source of this 2004-nucleotide messenger RNA. Its product is annotated as guanine nucleotide-binding protein-like 1. Gene Ontology annotation, molecular function: GTP binding; GTPase activity. The coding region runs from base 175 to 1947 and encodes 590 amino acids. The record is from RefSeq and is a predicted model, not a curated record. Lineage: Eukaryota; Metazoa; Mollusca; Cephalopoda; Octopoda; Octopodidae. The transcript is spliced from 13 exons.